CAGAGCAGCACUGGGAAAGUUGAGUUCUCCUGUUGCUGAGCUGGCAUCAUGGCGCAGUCUGUGGCCUGGGCAGGUAUGAUGUUCCUGUUGAUGGCCCAGUGGGGCUGUGCUACAAAACUGGUCUGCUACUUCACCAACUGGGCCCAGUAUCGAGAAGGGGUGGCUCGCUUCUUCCCUGGAGCUGUGGACCCCAACCUGUGCACACACCUCAUCUACGCCUUUGCGGGCAUGAGCAGCCACCAGCUCAGCUCGGUGGAGUGGAACGACAAGCAACUUUACCAGGAGUUCAACGGCCUGAAGAAGAUGAAUCCCAAGCUCAGGACUCUGCUAGCCAUCGGGGGCUGGAACUUUGGCACACAGAAGUUCACAGAUAUGGUGGCCUCAGCUAGCAGCCAGCAGAUCUUUGUAGACUCAGCCAUCAAGUUUCUGCGGAAAUAUGGCUUUGAUGGCCUCGACCUUGACUGGGAAUACCCAGGAAGCCGGGGCAGCCCAGCCACAGACAAGCAGCGCUUCACAGCACUAGUGCAGGGCCUGGCCAAGGCCUUCCAGCAGGAAGCCGGGACCUCAGGAAAGGAACGGCUCCUUCUGAGUGCAGCUGUCCCUGCUGAGCGACAAUAUGUGGAUGCUGGCUAUGAGGUGGACAAACUUGCCCGAGACUUGGACUUCAUCAACCUAAUGGCCUAUGACCUCCAUGGCUCCUGGGAGAAGGUCACGGGACAUAACAGUCCCCUCUACAAGAGACAGGGAGAGAGUGGCGCAGUAGCUGAAUACAACGUGGAUGCUGCUGUACAACUGUGGCUCCAGAAGGGAGCCCCUGCCAGCAAGCUGAUCCUUGGCAUGCCCACCUAUGGACGAUCCUUCACCCUGGCCUCCUCAUUAGAUACCAGGGUUGGGGCCCCAGCCACAGGGUCUGGUGCUCCCGGCCCCUUCACUAAAGAAGGAGGUUUCCUGGCUUACUAUGAGGUGUGCUCCUGGAAGGGGCAGCACAGAAUUGAGGACCAGAAGGUGCCCUAUGCUGUACAGGAUAACCAGUGGGUGGGAUUUGACGAUGUGGAGAGCUUCAAAGCCAAGGUUGGCUAUGUGAAGCAGAAGGGACUGGGUGGUGCCAUGGUGUGGGCUUUGGACUUGGACGACUUCUCAGGCUCUUUCUGCAGCCAGGGCCAGUACCCCCUCAUCCAGACGCUGCGGCGGGAGCUGAGUAUGUCAUCUGUGUCUCCAGGACUCCCAGCACCUGAGGUAUCUGCACCCAGCCAGCUCUCUGAUCUUAAGCCAGACCCCUAACCUGGACAAGAUACCUUCUGCCAGGGCAAAGCUGAUGGGCUCUACCCCAGCCCGCAGGAAGCAUCCGAAUAUUACAUCUGUGCAGGGGGGCAGCUGUUCCAGCAGAGCUGUGCCCCAGGCCUGGUGUUCAGUGCCUUGUGCGAGUGCUGCACCUGGAAAUGAGGCCCCAAGACCCCUCCAGCCCCAGCCUUGGUGACACCUUCCCCUGCCCCUUUCCUGGGUAGCUGGAGGCUGGCUCUGGUUGGUGGGCCUCUCUUCAGUCUUUUUUCUUUUUAAUGUAUUCAGUAUAGGGUCUCACUAUGCAGUUCAGAC
Molecule: messenger RNA, 1593 nt
Organism: Octodon degus (degu)
Lineage: Eukaryota; Metazoa; Chordata; Mammalia; Rodentia; Octodontidae
Gene: Chit1
Product: chitinase 1
Exons: 11
Coding region: 49-1281 (410 amino acids)
Biological process (GO): chitin catabolic process; carbohydrate metabolic process
Cellular component (GO): extracellular region
Molecular function (GO): chitin binding; chitinase activity
Source: RefSeq, a predicted model, not a curated record